UACACCCGUAACACCAUGUCAGAAAAGCGCUUGAAAUUGAGAUCACUUGAACGCUUACCUUUGAUGGCGACUGUUACCAUACGUCUAAUCCGUUCGUUUGAACAUCGAAAUUUGAAGCACGUUGUUUACCAUGACGUUGACUUGACACAGAGUGUCGCAGACUUCAAAGACUUUGUCAGGAAAGACAUUUCAACAAGACCUGGGUUACCUCCUCCAUUUAAGACAUAUCCAUUUGAUACUCUGAAGAUCUCCCAUAAAGCUUAUGGAUACAAGAGUAACGAUCCAGUGAUAAACUUGGAGGAUGAUGAAAAGUUGAUUCUAAAAGAGGAGAGUUCACUUAAAGAAAAUGGAGUAGAUAAUGAGACGGAGAUCUCCUUCUUCAAAAUGGAGGAUUAUCUUGAGUAUAAGAAGAACCCCCACCUUGCUUGGUGAUCAGUUUAUUCUUUACACUACCAAAUAAAUGCAACAAUAUCCCUGACAGUACCAAUACAAACUCAUGCCAUAUAAUCCAUGGCCAACAGCAGGAAUCUCUACUCAAUCAAGUGCCAUUGUGGUUUUACAAACAGCAUACAACAGUGAACCACGAUACUGGUAAAUCUUUGCCUUUAUGGUGGGAUUGAACUGGGUGCAGAGAGGAAUUUGUUCACGCAAAAAGGAAAAAUAUAGCAAACAAGUGAAUAAUGCUAUAUGUUGAUAUGAUUCUUUUGUAAUCAGUAGAUGAUAUUAAAAAUGUGACGCAACAGAG
This is a messenger RNA of Magallana angulata, 745 nucleotides long. RefSeq names its product UPF0538 protein C2orf76 homolog. The record is from RefSeq and is a predicted model, not a curated record. The transcript is spliced from 5 exons. NCBI's taxonomy places the organism in Eukaryota, Metazoa, Mollusca, Bivalvia, Ostreida, Ostreidae. Bases 16 to 432 code for a protein of 138 amino acids.